Callithrix jacchus (white-tufted-ear marmoset) is the source of this 4820-nucleotide messenger RNA. It is a transcript of the gene UEVLD, whose product is annotated as UEV and lactate/malate dehyrogenase domains. NCBI's taxonomy places the organism in Eukaryota, Metazoa, Chordata, Mammalia, Primates, Cebidae. Gene Ontology annotation, molecular function: ubiquitin binding; L-lactate dehydrogenase (NAD+) activity. Gene Ontology annotation, biological process: pyruvate metabolic process; protein transport; protein modification process. Gene Ontology annotation, cellular component: ESCRT I complex. The record is from RefSeq and is a predicted model, not a curated record.
GUCCGGAAGAAGGUUCAGAGGCUGGGGUCGUGGGACCUGGCUCUGGACCUGGGUGGAGAUGGAGUUCGACUGCGAGGGCCUGAGACGGCUGCUUGGCAAGAGUCUUGCUCUGUCGCCCAGGCUGGAGUGCUGUGGUGUGAUCUCAGCUCACUGCACCUCUGCCUCCCAGGUUCAAGCGAUUCUCGUGCCUCAUCCUCACGAGUAGCUGGGAUUACAGUAUAGACGGGGUUUCACCAUGUUAACCAGGAUGGUCUUGAUCUCUUGACCUCGUGAUCCACCCGCCUCGGCCCCCCAAAGUGAUGGGAUUACAGGCGUGAGCCACCGCGUCCGGCUGAAAUUGUUUGUUACAAGUUCAGGGACCUAACUGUGGAAGAACUAAAGAAUGUAAAUAUGUUUUUCCCGCAUUUCAAAUAUUCCAUGGACACCUAUGUUUUUAAAGAUAGUUCCCAGAAAAACCUGCUGAAUUUUGCCGGCACUAUUCCUGUGAUCUAUCAGGGAAAUACAUAUAACAUACCAAUUCGUUUCUGGAUUUUGGAUUCUCACCCUUUUGCUCCCCCUAUUUGCUUCUUGAAGCCAACUGCAAAUAUGGGAAUCUCAGUCGGAAAACACGUGGAUGCUCAAGGCCGAAUAUAUUUGCCCUAUCUCCAAAACUGGAGCCAUCCUAAAUCUGUCAUUGUUGGAUUAAUUAAAGAAAUGAUUGCCAAGUUUCAAGAGGAACUUCCCCUGUAUUCUCUAUCUUCAUCUGAUGAGGCACGGCAGGUAGACUUGCUAGCCUAUAUUGCAAAAAUCACUGAAGGUGUUUCAGAUAUAAAUUCAAAGAGCUGGGCAAAUCAUGAGAAUAAAACACCCAAUAAAAUUACUGUGGUUGGAGGUGGAGAGUUGGGUAUUGCCUGCACAUUAGCAGUUUCAGCAAAGGGCAUUGCAGAUAGGCUGGUCCUCUUAGACCUCUCAGAAGGGACUAAAGGAGGCAUGAUGGACCUUGAAAUCUUCAACCUUCCUAAUGUGGAGAUCAGUAAAGAUUUGUCUGCCUCUGCUCAUUCCAAGGUGGUGAUCUUCACAGUCAACUCUUUGGGUAGUUCUCAGUCCUACCUUGAUGUGGUACAGAGCAAUGUGGAUAUGUUCCGAGCCCUUGUCCCAGCUCUGGGACAUUAUAGUCCACACAGUAUCCUGCUCGUUGCAUCUCAGCCAGUGGAAAUCAUGACUUAUGUGACAUGGAAACUGAGUGCAUUUCCUGCAAAUCGAGUGAUUGGAAUUGGAUGUAAUCUGGAUUCACAGAGAUUACAGUAUAUUAUUACAAAUGUUUUGAAGGCACAGACUUCGGGCAGAGAAGUAUGGAUUAUUGGCGAGCAAGGAGAAGACAAAGUGCUCACCUGGAGUGGCCAAGAAGAAGUCAUGAGUCAUACCUUUCAAGUGCAGCUGUCCAACAGAGCCAUGGAACUGCUAAGAGUAAAAGGUCAAAGAUCCUGGUCUGUUGGACUAUCAGUAGCUGACAUGGUUGACAGUAUUGUAAACAAUAAGAAGAAAGUGCAUUCUGUAUCAACUUUAGCAAAGGGAUAUUAUGAUAUAAAUAGUGAAGUGUUUUUAAGUUUGCCUUGCAUCCUGGGAACCAGUGGAGUAUCUGAAAUCAAAACUACAUUGAAAGAAGUUAGAAUUACUGAGAAACUCCAAAGCAGUGCAUCCUCAAUCCAUGGUCUCCAACAACAGUUAAAACUUUGAUUCUCAAAUGCAAUUUGAGAGGUUGGACUUCCACCUGAAAAGAAAAGUCAUUUAAUUUUACAUAUAUAUAUAUGUUUGAGAAUUUCUGUAUCCUGCUCUACCUAUCCUUACAAACUCCUUGGUUAAAGUAGAGGGUUUCUUGUUUAGCUUUGUGAUUUAAAUCUUUAAGGAGUUAGAUAAGGAAGGGAAAAAUUAAUUUUAUUUGGCAUUCUUGAGAUGUCUAUUCUGUUCUUUAAAUCUACAGCAGGGGUAAACAUUAAUCUCCAAUGUGCAUCAUUUUGGUUCAUAUAUCCUAAAUUGAAAGCACAAUUCACACUUUGGGACUAUUUUAUAAGUAAUACAUCUUUAAAAGAAAGUUGCCCUUUGACUUCUAUAAUAAACAUAAGUUCAAGGCCCGGUAUGUAUUUACAAAAUCUGUGUCAGGUGUACACCCUGUGGAUUACAGGAUCCACAGCUUAAGUUACUAAUGUUUCUUGUGUAAAAUGCUGUUGGUAGUAAUGGUAAAGCAUUGUAUUUCCCUCUUUCAAAUUCAUUAGCUACCAAAAAAUGGAAAAGAAUUUUAUAUGCACUUUAAAAUAGUAAAAGGGGGCUGGGUGCAGUAACUUACACCUGUAAUCCCAGCACUUUGGGAGGCCGAGGUGGGUGGAUCACCUGAGGUUGAGUUCAAGACCAGCCUGACCAACAUGGAGAAACUCCAUCUCUACUAAAAAUACAAAAUUAGCUGUAUGUGGUGGCACAUGCCUGUAAUCCCAGCUACUAGGGAGACUGAGGCAGAAUCACUUGAACCCAGAAGGCAGAGGUUGCAGUGAGCCGAGAUCAUGCCAUUGCAUCCAGCCUGGGCAACAAGAGUGAAAAUAAAUAAAUAAAUGAAAAAUAAAAUCAUAAAAGGGAAAGUGAAUUUUAAAAAUAUAUGCAUUAAAAGUAUACUUUAAUUUCUAGUGGGACUUCCUUUAUGAAAUUUUCCAUAACUUCUUCCUGGAAUAUAUAAGAUCUCCAACAUCUCAUCAACUAAUUGUGGUACUAGUAGAACCAUAGCCAAAUGUGAAUUUUUAGUGGAAACAGAUUAUGAAUUAAAGCCAAGCAGCUUACUUUAAAGCCAUAAUAUGAGAUUUUCAUUAAAAACACUGAUCAUAAUAGGGAGAGGUCAAAUGAAUUCUCGCCAUUAUUUAUUCUGAGCAAAUCCUUUAACCUCUCCUGAUGACACAGUUCAGAGUACACACACUUUGGUGAUGGAUCAAAAGCAAUAUUUUCUUAUGUGAGAGAUAGCUCAUUAUUACUAUUCUGACAUACACCUAAUAGUAACACUUAACAUCAACACUUCGUAUAUACAAGGCAGUGUGAAAAGCACUUCAUUAUUUUACUGAAUCCUCACAACAACCCACCAAAGUAGGGACUAUUACCAUCAUCAUUUUAUAAAAGGAAAUUGAGGUUUAGUGCUCAAAAAGUCAUGGUUAUUAAGGGGCACUUAUCCAUACAACCUCUACUUUUUCUAGGCACUAAAAGGGGGGAAAUGCUUAACGGCCAAAAUGGUUAUCAAAAGACCCUAAAGUUGGGGUCCUAUAUAUCAUGAAAGGAUUACUUUCAUUCUCACGUAAGGCUUGCUUUCUUAAAAAACAUAGUUUUUAGGAAGACUGAAUCCCUGGAUUCCCAGAUUUCCUCAGCAAAUUGCAGAGGGGGUUAUGCACUGAGGUAGGUAUUUAUUUAGUCAUUCAGCUAGUAUUUAUUAGGAACCUGCUGUAGAACUAUUAAUGGUGAAUAGGCCUGGUCUAGGUACCAGCCCUCAUGGUCUAUACAAUUUAGUAUGGAAGAUAUAGUAAUAAAAUCUCACAUAAAUAUACAAUUACAAGUGUAAAAAGUACUGUGAAGAAUUCCAAGGUGCUUUAACAGCAUAUCGUAAGGCUGGGUGCAGUGUCUCAUGCCUGUAAUCCUAGCACUUUGGGAGUUUGAGACCAGCCUGGGUAACACAGUGACACUGUGUCUCCAAUAAAAAUUUUAAAAAUUAGCCAGGUGUGGUCAUAAGCACCUGUAGUUUCAGCUACUCAGGAGGCCGAGGCAGGAAGAUUGCUUGAGCCCAGAAGUUCAAGAUUCCAGUGAGCUAUGAUAUGCCGCUGGACUGCAGUCUAGGCAACAGAGUGAGACCCUGUCUCUAAAAAAAAUAAAAAUAAAGCGAGCAUAUAAUAGGUGAAUCCAGACGGUGAUAGGAGGGUAUAUAAGGCCAGACACAUCCUAGGUAAAGAGGAAAUUGGCAAACUAAUGCUGUUUUAGUGUAAUAAGGAAUGCUUAUAAUGAUGAACUUUAGUCAUAAAGAAAAGGUGAAAUUAUAUUCAGUAUCCCAUGUUUAGGAAAGCAGAAAAGUAUUCAAUACCCUUGGAAAGAGUCCCCCCAGAGUUAACAGGAUAAAAACCUUGGACAUUUGAAGAGAUAAACAUUUAGUUCUAUGUAAUUUCAAUAUACACGUAAAUUAUUUCAUGUUACCCUAACAGUGUAUUGUUAUUGUCCUUUUAUAUGAAAUAGGAAAGUAAAACUAAAAACUAUUUCUUGUGUUUUUGCAACCAGCCUUUCUAAUAUUUGAUAUCUAAUUAGUUAGAUAAUUCCUAAUAUACUUUUGAACAAUAAUCUAACCAGAAAAUAUUGUAUAAUAAAUUGCCAAAAACUUAUUACAUUAAUUAUAAAAGAAACAUGUCAAUACAACAAAUGCUUAUUUAACACUUACUGUUAUUCCAAAUACUGUGUUAGAAUUUGACUGUUCAAAGAUGAAUAAUAUAGUCUUUGCCCUCUGGAAGGCCACAAUGUAGAAGUAAUUCUCUGUAUCAGAUAUUUCCUUGAGUGUUAACUGUAUUAGUAAUCAUGUAAAUCCCAGUCAAGAAGUAAUACCACCACCACCACUUCCCUAUGAUGUUGUGAUAAUUUGACAUUCUAAAUGCUUCUGUUAACUUUUGUGUUUUUAUUUUUACAAAAUCAUGCAGAGCUUGUUACAAUUUUUAGUGGGCUUGGGAUAAAAAUGCUUUUUUAAUGUAGCAGAAAGUACACUUUUAUUUUUCCAAUUUACAGUGCUUUCCUUAAAUAUUAAGAAUAAUGAAUAAAAUAAACUGAUUUUAAAAUCA